GGGGUUAGAGAAAAGGACCCAACGCGAUCCAAACUUCCGGUGUCUGCGGAGAACCGAGCGGCUGUGGUACAGAUAGAGGCUGCACAGAGAGUGGCUGCACGGCCGGAGGCUGCAGGGCGGACGCGCGGCCCGGCGCAGCCAUGGUGAAGAUCAGCUUCCAGCCCGCGGUGGCCGGUAUCAAGGGCGACAAGGCCGACAAGGCUUCGGCCUCGGCCUCGGCCUCGGCCCCGGCGCCCGCCCCAGCCGCUGAGAUCCUGCUGACGCCGUCUCGGGAGGAGCGGCCCCCCUACCACCGCUACAAGAAGGGGAGCUCUGUGGGCGGCCUGUGCUACCUGUCGAUGGGCAUGGUCGUGCUGCUCAUGGGCCUGGUGUUCGCCUCUGUCUACAUCUACAGAUACUUCUUCCUCGCUCAGCUGGCCCGAGACAACUUCUUCCACUGCGGCGUCCUCUACGAGGACUCCCUGACCUCGCAGGCCCGCACCCGCAUGGAGCUGGAGGAGGACGUAAAGAUCUACCUCGAGGAGAACUACGAGCGCAUCAAUGUGCCGGUGCCCCAGUUUGGGGGCGGUGACCCUGCAGACAUCAUCCACGACUUCCAGCGGGGUCUCACUGCCUAUCACGACAUCUCCCUGGACAAGUGCUAUGUCAUUGAGCUCAACACCACCAUCGUGCUGCCCCCUCGCAACUUCUGGGAGCUCCUCAUGAAUGUGAAGAGGGGUACCUACCUCCCACAGACGUACAUCAUCCAGGAGGAGAUGGUGGUCACGGAGCAUGUCAGUGACAAGGAGGCCCUGGGCUCCUUCAUCUACCACCUGUGCAGCGGGAAGGACACCUACCGGCUGCGGCGCAGGGCCACCCGGAGGCGGAUCAACAAGCGAGGGGCCAAGAACUGCAACGCCAUCCGCCACUUCGAGAACACCUUCGUGGUCGAGACGCUCAUCUGCGGGGUGGCGUGAAGCCCCGCCCCUCCCUCCAGGCCCCGCCCCUUCCCUCUUCCAUUUUCUCUUCUGGCCACUCUGGCCCUUCCCCUUGCUUAGCUUGUACUUUGGACGCCUUUCCAUAGAUGUGACGUGUCUUCCCGUUUCUCUCCAGCCCUGCCCGCCUCCCUGUACCAGAGCUGUGACCUCUCAAGGCCUCACCCUCUGCUGACCUGAGUCUGGGGAUGGAGGGGGCGCCCCAAGAUGGUUUCUGUGACCACCAUCUUGAGGUCAGGUCCCCGGGGGCCUGGCCCACAGCUGCAUUGGCAGCCCAAGGGGGAGGACUGGAGGGAACGGCCAGGCAUGCUGGGGCUCUGGCGAGGGGCGGGCUGGGGGCGGGGGGUGGA
Globicephala melas (long-finned pilot whale) is the source of this 1324-nucleotide messenger RNA. RefSeq names its product integral membrane protein 2C (gene ITM2C). Gene Ontology annotation, biological process: negative regulation of amyloid precursor protein biosynthetic process. NCBI's taxonomy places the organism in Eukaryota, Metazoa, Chordata, Mammalia, Artiodactyla, Delphinidae. Gene Ontology annotation, molecular function: amyloid-beta binding. The record is from RefSeq and is a predicted model, not a curated record. Gene Ontology annotation, cellular component: plasma membrane; Golgi apparatus; extracellular exosome.